This is a messenger RNA of Fusarium mangiferae, 699 nucleotides long. Its product is annotated as putative SIS1 Heat shock protein. The transcript is spliced from 3 exons. Lineage: Eukaryota; Fungi; Ascomycota; Sordariomycetes; Hypocreales; Nectriaceae. The record is from RefSeq and is a predicted model, not a curated record. Bases 1 to 699 code for a protein of 232 amino acids.
AUGACUGCUGGAGUGCCCCCGAACUACUAUGCCAUUCUCGAGGUCUCUGAUACUGCGACCACUCAGCAAAUCCGAGAUGCCUACAAGCGUGCUGCCCUAAAGACGCACCCUGACCGCGUCUCUAAUGACUCCCCAGAGCGAGCCGAACGGACACGAAAGUUCCAGCUCGUCAACGACGCCUAUUACACACUGUCUGACCCUGUACGCCGUCGCGAGUAUGAUGCUCAGCGCAAACUCUUCAACACCAGCACCCCAUCAGAUCCCUUCGAGGACAUCCCUGAGACGGAAACUGAGGGUGGCGCCGCACCGCGACAGAGCCCUUAUUCCUGGGCAUGGAACUUCUUUACCAACCAAGGCCAAGCCCCUGCUCAGGAUCGUGAGCAAACCGAAGAUGCGCAGUUUAGUGAUGUGUUCGAGGAGAUGAUGCGCGAGGAGGGCAUGGCCGAGGGCAGGGAUAACCACCCCACGGGCAAGUUCUGGAGUAUGGUGGGUGGUGUUAGCGGCGGCGCUCUAGGGUUCAUCGUUGCCAAUGUGCCAGGUCUUGUAGCAGGAGCCGUUGCAGGGAACAGACUAGGUGCCGUCCGCGAUGCGAAGGGUAAGAGUGUCUACGCUGUCUUUCAGGAGCUUCCCCAGGACGACAAGUCAAGGCUGCUCAGUCAGUUGGCGGCCAAGGUCUUCAGUCAUGCUGUUGGUAUUUAA